AAUGACCGCGGAAUGCCCUAACAUGAACGGAACGCCCACAUCAAAUAAAGAAGAAAAAGAAGAGGCCAUUCGAGAAAUAACAGAAGCUCUUCUAAAGCGUCGUCUUGAGUCUGAAGUAUAUGAUCCUGUAAAAUGUAAGCAUCUUAGCCAUGAAAUAGCUGGAGAACUGAUGAGAGACCUCAAGCAACUCCAAUACUACCGUUAUAAAAUAGUUGCCGUAGUGAGUUUAGGAUCGGCUGGUCAGAAAGGUACGAAAUUUGGAUCAAGGUGCUAUUGGAAUGAGAAUAAGGACUGUUUUAAAUGCGUAAAAUAUUCAAAUGAUACACUUUUUGCUAUGGCAAUGAUUUACAUUCUUUACGUUGAUUGA
Messenger RNA from Dimorphilus gyrociliatus, 367 nucleotides. The record is from the annotation of a GenBank genome assembly. Lineage: Eukaryota; Metazoa; Annelida; Polychaeta; Dinophilidae.